AUGGCAUCCUCGUGGUAUGCCCAGCCGGCCUCCCCCCAGCAGCGCCGUCGGCCUCCCAUCGCCUCCGCCGCCUUCGGCACCCCGACCGUCCUUUCCUCCGCACAGCAGGCAAAAUGUGAUUCGGACGUCUUAGAGGAUUCGAAUCCGCCUACUGGCGAUCCUUUCUACAUCGAGCCCCUCGUUUGGAACCCCUCGUUUGGAGCCCCUCGUUUGGAGCCCCUCGUUAGGAGCCCCUCGUUAGGAGCCCCUCGUUUGGAGCCCCUCGAGCCCCUCGUUUGGAGCCCCUCGUUUGGAGCCCCUCGUUUGGAGCCCCUCGUUAGGAGCCCCUCGUUAGGAGCCCCUCGCUUGGAGCCCCUCGUUAGGAGCCCCUCGUUAGGAGCCCCUCGCUUGGAGCCCCUCGAGCCCCUCGUUAGGAGCCCCUCGUUAGGAGCCCCUCGUUUGGAGCCCCUCGUUUGGAGCCCCUCGUUUGGAGCCCCUCGUUUGGAGCCCCUCGUUAGGCGCCCCUCGUUAGGCGCCCCUCGUUUGGAGCCCCUCGUUAGGAGCCCCUCGUUAGGAGCCCCUCGCUUGGAGCCCCUCGUUAGGAGCCCCUCGUUAGGAGCCCCUCGCUUGGAGCCCCUCGUUAGGAGCCCCUCGUUUGGAGCCCCUCGUUUGGAGCCCCUCCUUUGGAGCCCCUCGUUAGGAGCCCCUCGCUUGGAGCCCCUCGUUAGGAGCCCCUCGUUUAGAGCCCCUCGUUAG
Messenger RNA from Penaeus chinensis, 735 nucleotides. RefSeq names its product proline-rich protein 1-like. Lineage: Eukaryota; Metazoa; Arthropoda; Malacostraca; Decapoda; Penaeidae. The transcript has 5 exons. The coding region runs from base 1 to 735 and encodes 244 amino acids. The record is from RefSeq and is a predicted model, not a curated record.